AUUAAUUCCAAACAUUUUCCCUUCUGAUCAAAUUAUGUUUCUUCUCUUCAAAGAAAACUGUUUUCCAUCAGUUUUUAACCGUCCCAAAGAAUCCACUUUUUUUCAUUUCUUUUACUCAACCUAGUGUUUAACUUUGCCCACCACCUUCCAUAUCUUGCUCUUUAUUUAGCUUGUUCUCAUCUUUUUCUUCUUCUUCUUCACUUUAUUGUCUUGCUUUUAGUACAAGUUCUAAAGUUGCAGAGAUGAUAUCUGGAAAAACUGUCUCAGACUCAUCUUUUACAUUAGAAUUGGUUGGUAACAAUGAUUUUGAUGCUUACAGGAGGAGCUCUAGUGGUGCUAAAGGCCCUAAUCAUGAAAGGAAGAAAGGGAUCCCAUGGACUAUUGAAGAACACAGGAUGUUUCUAAUGGGGCUUAAAAAGUAUGGUAAAGGGGAUUGGAGAAACAUCUCAAGGAACUUUGUGGGUUCCAAGACACCAACACAAGUUGCAAGCCAUGCUCAAAAAUACCAGAAGUGGAAGCUUCCAAGGGGAAAAGAUGAGAAGAAACCAAGCAUCCAUGACGUUACAGUUCUCGAUCUCACCGGCACAACGGUGUUUUCGGAUGAUCGUAAACCGCCUUCGGCAAACCAUUCUAAUGUAGCAUCGCAGCAAAAGCCGGCUAGUAUGUCAAAAACAAGCCCUAAUGAUGGAUCAGCUACGGUUUUCGAUUUGGUGAAUGACCAGUAUGUCAAAAGCAGGCUGUAAUAUUGUAUCCAUGUAAUAAUCUUUUUCAUUUUCAAUCGUUUGAUAUAUAUACACUUUGAGUGUAUGUAAUGUAAAAUAUAAGUAGCUGAAUCCCAAUGUUUAGCCUACUGUUGAUUGGUGCUAUCCUCGUAAUUCACGUCGUAAA
This is a messenger RNA of Gossypium arboreum, 888 nucleotides long. RefSeq names its product transcription factor DIVARICATA-like. The transcript has 2 exons. Bases 243 to 743 code for a protein of 166 amino acids. Lineage: Eukaryota; Viridiplantae; Streptophyta; Magnoliopsida; Malvales; Malvaceae. Gene Ontology annotation, molecular function: DNA binding. The record is from RefSeq and is a predicted model, not a curated record.